Molecule: messenger RNA, 1485 nt
Organism: Aspergillus luchuensis
Lineage: Eukaryota; Fungi; Ascomycota; Eurotiomycetes; Eurotiales; Aspergillaceae
Product: carotenoid oxygenase family protein
Exons: 5
Coding region: 1-1485 (494 amino acids)
Biological process (GO): carotene catabolic process
Molecular function (GO): carotenoid dioxygenase activity
Source: RefSeq, a predicted model, not a curated record
AUGUCUCUUCCGAAGACUCUCCACUUUCCCGACAGGCCGCAGUUCUCGGCUUUUAUGAAGCCAUGUCGGGUUGAGGGCGAGGUGAACAAUCUAGAGGUCUAUGGAGAUAUUCCAAAUGACAUCGACGGCACAUUUUUUCGGGUAAUGCCCGAUCCCCAGAUGCCACCCUUCAUCGAAAAUGAUCCGUGGUUCAAUGGCGAUGGCAAUGUUAGCGCCUUUCGGAUUAAGAAUGGCAUCGUAUCGUGGCAACAAAAGUUCGUACGUACCGAGAAAUUCGUGCGCGAAAGAGAAGCAGGGAAAGCCCUUCUUGGAAAAUAUCGGAAUAAGUUCACAGAUGCCGUCCGGUUCAAGAUCCGUAGCACAGCAAAUACCAACAUUGUCUUCUUCAAUGGGCAGUUGUUGGCCCUGAAGGAAGACUCCCCGCCAUAUGCGAUGGAUCCCUCGACUUUGGAGACAAAAGGUCUGUACGACUUCGAAGGACAACUUCCAAGUGUCACUUUCACGGCACAUCCCAAGUUUGAUCCGAAGACCGGCGAAAUGGUCUGUUUUGGCUACGAGGCAAAGGGUGAUGGCACACCAGAUGUUUGUUACUACCAGGUCAGGCCAGAUGGGUCUUUCUCCGACAUUUGCUGGUUUGUGGCGCCUGUUUGUGCCAUGAUACAUGACUUUGCGGUGACCGAGAACUGGGUACUCUUCCCGCUUAUUCCCCAACUAUGCGACAUCGAUCGCCUCAAGGCUGGCGGGGAACACUGGCAAUGGAGUCCCGAGACCCCUUUGUAUAUUGGCGUCAUCCCUCGACGGGGACCAAAGUCUGGAGACGUUAAGUGGCUCCGAUGGGACAACUCCUUUCCUGGACAUACACUCAACGCGUACGAAGACCACAAUGGACACGUUAUAUUCGACCUCGGUAUCAGCAAACAGAACGUAUUUUUCUGGUGGCCAGACAGCCAGGGGUCAGCACCAGAGCCCAGCACAAUCACGUCGCAGUUAAUGCGAUUCACAAUCGACCCGAACACAACUAGUGAAAUACUGUCUGACCCCGAGAUCCUACAUACCGGCAAUAGUGAAUUCUACAGAAUAGACGAUCGCUUCGCCACACGAAAGCAUCAACACUGUUUCUUCGAUCUCAUGGAUCCCUCCCUGGGCACUGACUUUGAAACAAUAGGGCCUCGUCUCGGGGGCGGGUACCCUCUAUAUAAUGCUCUAGCUCACGUGGACUUACAGACUGGGAUCUCAGAGGUUUACUUCCCUGGUCAGACACAUCUGGUGCAAGAGCCGGUUUUCAUUCCAAAGGCAGGAUCUUCUAUCGAAGGAGACGGAUACCUCAUGGCUCUGGUCAAUAACUACGAGUCGAUGACAAGCGAGCUGCAUUUGUUGGAUUUGACGGAUAUUAGCAAGGCCAGAGCGGUUAUUCCUCUGCCGGUUCGGCUUCGGCCCGGCCUGCAUGGAAAUUGGGUCGAUAGUAGUGAUAUGCAGUCUGUAUAA